This is a messenger RNA of Prosopis cineraria, 998 nucleotides long. RefSeq lists its product as uncharacterized. Gene Ontology annotation, biological process: regulation of circadian rhythm; response to cold. Lineage: Eukaryota; Viridiplantae; Streptophyta; Magnoliopsida; Fabales; Fabaceae. The transcript has 3 exons. The record is from RefSeq and is a predicted model, not a curated record. The coding region runs from base 384 to 734 and encodes 116 amino acids.
ACCCAGCCAGAUGUAAUUCAAUACUCCUCCCUCACUCGCCCUUCCCCAGACGCCCCAGAUAUUUCCACUUCUUUGAUCGUGACUUGACUUUUCAUUAGUGCCUCCUAAGUCCUUCCUCCCCCAUUUUCCAAACCCAUUUCCCCUUAAAUCAUGUAUCAUCGAUCCAAACCCUAGAGGCAAACUAUUGUUUUCCCUGGAUGCCAUAUCCAUCAAUCAAUCAGAUGCUCAAAAUAUCUACGCCAAACGGAUCGCGGGUUAAAAUCGUCAUUUAAUUAAUUCUCUUCCAUUUGCGACUCUUACCUCUUUCUCAUUCUUCUAUCCUCACGCUCUCCGCCUUCCGUCGCUCGCUUUGAGCCGUAAUCUCUCCGUUUUCAUCCUCGUCGAUGGAGUCGCAGGACGAGAACUAUCCCGCCACGGCUGCUGAAACUGCGUCGUUUUGGACGGACGAGAAGCACGUGCAGUUCCUGAACUCCAUAGAAGCUUCCUUCGUCACCGCAAUGCUGGAAAACAGCUCUCGCUCAUUCCACCGCCUCCGCCCUCGCUUGCUUGACGCCUCGGAGUCCACUUCGGAUCUGAAUCCCCGCCGCACCAUCUCCGUCAACGCUGCUGAUUCAGGAUUGAUGGGUGGAAGAAGCAGAAUGAAGGGGAGAAGAAGUCCGAGGAGAAGAUCAUCUCAAGCCUACAAUUCCUUCCAGGAUCAGGUGGUCCCAGAGAUUGAGAAACGGACAACAUGAUAUUACUGAUGAUUCAGAGCAGGCAAGUGCUGUCGCGUUGGUUGCAUGACAAGACCCUGGAAUCCUUCUCGUCUCUUCUUUCAAUUUUAUUAUUAUUAUUAUUAUUAUUAUUUAUCUUCUUGCUAAAGUUUCUUUUUUCACUUCUUUUCGUUGUAAUCAGAUAUUAGUUUCCCACACUACAUUAGGUCUUUUUAGAGUACCAUGAAUGGUUUUGAACCCUAAUUCUCACUUUAUAAUCCUAUUUCAAUUAUUUGGCUAGCUGUA